GUUGUUGGUUGCUAAGCCCGAGUGACAUUUCUAUUUUUGUAAACGGGGAGAAGAAUAAUGGGAGGCGUUAGAAGUGGAAGGACAAGUGGCUGCACAUUCGAAGGUGUCACACCUGCAACUCCCGGAGCUUUUUCAUCACCAGCAGCAGCAGCGGCAGACAGGGGUGUGAGGGGAACAAUGGACUUCAACUCAUUCGUGGCAAUGUCUGCGCUCGCUGUGUUCUGCAUCUUGUUUCCAUGGCACAGAGCCCCCUUCUCAUGCGCUGAGCUCACCAGUAUUAUCCCGUGUGCUGAGGUUCUAAAGGGAGAUCCGGGAAUACCAGGAGAACAAGGGCCAGCAGGAGACGUUGGAUUGGAUGGAGCAAAAGGGCAAAAAGGGGACACUGGUGCCGUGGGUGAACAGGGGCCAAAAGGAGACAGCGGAAUGAACAUCUCAUCAAAUGUUGCAAAGAACUGCAAGGAGCUGCUCAAUCAGGGGACGAUAAUGAGUGGUUGGUACACAAUAUACCCAGACGGAAUGAGGCCCCUGAAAGUGCUGUGUGACAUGGAUAAAGAUGGAGGAGGCUGGAUAGUUUUCCAAAGACGCUAUGAUGGCUCAGUAGACUUCUACCUUGGCUGGGAUUCCUACAAGAAGGGGUUUGGCAGCCGCCUGACUGAGUUCUGGUUGGGGAAUGAUAAUCUCAGCAAUUUAACAUCAGCAGGAACGUGGGAACUGAGAGUCGAUCUGAGAGACUUCGAUAACAUAAAUUAUUAUGCAAAAUACUCGUCUUUCAGAGUUUUAUCAGAGUCUAACAAUUAUGCACUAAUAAUUGGUAAAUAUGUUGCUGGAGAUGCAGGAGAUUCCAUGAUUUAUUCCAAUACCUCAAAGUUUACCACAAAGGACCGGGACAAUGACGUGUAUGAUCUUAACUGCGCUAACAUCGACCAUGGAGCCUGGUGGUACAAGAGUUGCUACAAUGCCAACCUGAAUGGACUGUACCAUCUUGUGCAGGACUUUAAUAUACAAAGUAUCUGCUGGCUCACCGCUAAAAGUUAUUAUUCCUUCAAAUUCACUGAGAUGAAAAUGAGGCCUGUGUGAGGCUUCCGACUCACGGCUGAUUUGGUGCUAUGUGGGAUAUUGUGCAAUUUGGACACAUACAUAGAUGAUACAUUUUACGGAUCACAGAUUGUAUUGCGUUGAACAUAGUGACUGGUCAUCAACCAAUCAGAACGUGUGUAUUGCAGUAGUCAGUUCUAGGGCAAUAACUUUUCAAUGAGAUUGUUCAAAAUGCCCCACACACAGAACAAUGAUCUCGAGUUGCCCAUGAGCUAACUGGGUGAUCUGGUGGCUGUGUGUGCGUCCAUCUUAAAGGAGAACUAAAGCUUAACUAAAGGAGAAAUGUUGUACAUUAUGUUUUGUGCUUCUGUACCAGC
Xenopus laevis (African clawed frog) is the source of this 1412-nucleotide messenger RNA. Its product is annotated as ficolin-2. The coding region runs from base 58 to 1077 and encodes 339 amino acids. Lineage: Eukaryota; Metazoa; Chordata; Amphibia; Anura; Pipidae. The transcript is spliced from 9 exons. The record is from RefSeq and is a predicted model, not a curated record.